AUGAUAGGUGCAGGCUCCAACUAUGAAUUUAAGGCCGAUAAUCCCCAAGGAUUAGGUCCAUUUUUUAAUCAUGUGGUCGGAAAAGAUACCGAGAUAGUAGAAGUCGGAGUAGAAGCAAGAGUUCCCGAAGACAUUAUUCUCGAUCUCGGUCUCGUUCCCGCUCCCGCUCCCGAACCCGUAAUCGUUCACGCACGUACUCCCGCUCACCAAGGGUACGAAGCCGAACAAGACAUUGAUGGAUAUUGA
This is a messenger RNA of Prunus armeniaca (apricot), 246 nucleotides long. The record is from the annotation of a GenBank genome assembly. NCBI's taxonomy places the organism in Eukaryota, Viridiplantae, Streptophyta, Magnoliopsida, Rosales, Rosaceae.